UGUACAUGUGACAUUUCCAUUACUAUCAUUCUGGUUUGUCAAGAAAUUAAACAUGUUCAAAUAAAUUUACAGUUUACGUUUUUUUAUGUAAUUUCUUUUGCAUAGAACGACGCUUUUGCGUUAACUUUUAACCCAGUUUUGUAAAUAGCGACCUGGUUGCAGGAGGAUUUUGGAGAGGCGCGAAAGAGGCUGAUGGCUGUAACAAUGGAGUUGGAGGAGAGCGCCUCUGACUCGAAGAUACCUAGAGAAAGCAGCGUAAAAAAAGAAAGACGUCCUUCCAGCGCUGUGUCUCUCAAGACAAGUGAAUAUGGGCCAGUUCAAGUUCAAGAGUCAAGUUCAGCAGAGCAGUUGAAACAGUACAAGUCGUGGGUCAGCUCGGAGCGAUGGAAUGACUUGAAGAAAAUCGCGGAGACCGCGAUGAAGGAACGGAAAGUAUUCAUGAUCAAGGGUGGAGGGUUCCCCGCGGUCCGGAGGGCGCUGCUCGAAAGGGGAUGGGUCGAGAAAUAUGAGUCUAGUAAGGUUCGCCAUCCUCCUAUAAACAGUGAUCCAAAAAAAGCCACAGGAAAAGAGCUCUCCCGGGUUGAAAGGAUGAUCCUGUACAAAUUUAUGGAGCAGCAUUCAGUCGAUUUUCUAUGGACCACGAAGAGAGACAAAUACGACUGGUUGCUAAGUAAUAAAGAAGUUAUUAUUAGCAGGUUCUCCAGAUCUAUAUUUACAACCAAAGAAGGCUUGACGACGUCUCUAACCCAAAUGCAUUGGUAUACUGAACCAGGUACGGCAGUAACUAAGUUUCCGCGUAGCUACAACAUCCAUAAUUCCGAUAGCCUGGAGGAGUUCAUCGACGAUUUCAGAAUCACGGCCUGUAUUAGUGUCUUGAAAUGGCUUUGCAACACCCUGCAAAAGAAAGAGGAACAAAAUUUGGUUACAACUCAUGGAAAAGUGCCGUUUACUGCAAUUGACUUCGCUCUCUGUAGACUCAACGAAUAUGUAACGUUUUACACACACAAAGACAUCGACGAUACUGAAGAUCAGAUGACACAUGUGUGGGAACAUGAAUGGGAUCAAUUUCUAACACAUCAUUAUCUUCUUGUACAUGAGAAAGCGAAAUUUACAGAUGAUAAAAACUAUAAUAUAAGGCAACUAGAAAGAAGAGCUGCGAAGCUUUUAUCAAUGAUGACGAAAUUUUGGCCUCAAAUCGAUAUCGACGGUGUUCUUAAUAUAUGGAUUGUGAAGCCUGGCAACAAGUGCCGUGGGCGCGGAAUUCAGCUCAUGAACAAUAUCAAAGACAUAAUAGGUCUCAUAAAUAUACCAACUCAGAAAACUCGAUAUGUCGUUCAAAAAUAUAUUGAAAAUCCGCUCGUCAUUUAUAACACAAAAUUUGACAUACGGCAGUGGUUUUUAAUCACAAAUUGUCAGCCCCUCACAAUCUGGGUCUACAGGGAUAGUUAUUUAAGAUUUAGCUCUCAAAUAUUCAGCUUGUCUAAUUACCACGAAUCCGUGCAUCUUACCAACAAUGCCGUCCAGACGAAAUAUAAAAAUACUGGGGAGCGGGAUAAAGCUUUGCCGGACGAAAAUAUGUGGGACUGCCAUUCUUUCAAGGCUUACCUAAGACAGAUAGGGAAGUAUGAAAUGUGGGAAAAUAAGAUUUUCCCCGGUAUGAAGCAGUGCCUCAUUGGAGCUAUGUUAGCCUGUCAGGAUAGCAUGGAUAAGCGGCAGAACAGCUUCGAACUAUAUGGCGCGGACUUCAUGUUGACUGAAGACUUCACUCCAUGGCUCAUUGAGAUCAACUCGAGUCCAGACAUGGCUGCCACUACUUCAGUCACGGCUAGAUUGUGUCCUCAAUGCUUGGAAGAUGUCGUAAAAGUUAUACUUGAUCGUCGUCAUAAUCCUGAUGCAGAUACGGGCACAUUUGAAUUAGCCUACAGACAAGUAGUCCCGAAGGCACCCGCCUAUCUCGGCUUAUCCCUAUGUAUAAACGGCAAGAAACUUCUUAAAAAAUCGAAGGAACGCAGACACGAGCCCCGCAAUGUCACACCCGUAGCACCCCAGGAGCCUGCAGGAGACUACACUGGAUUUGACAAAGACCAACCAGUGCCUGCUGAAUACAGUGGACCGAUCAUCACUGACUUCCUUUCGUGGCUCAAUCCUUACGAUACCAUACCCAUGAACAAGGAUGGAAUAGUUUUAGGGCCAAAGGAUUCACUGACGGACUCACCGAGGAAAACGAGAAAAAAAUACAGAAUAUAGAAGACGUGUCGUUCCACACUCGUGCUGCCGGCCCGAUGAAGGUCAAACUGGUGUCCUCGCCGGUAAAUACCGGACAGAGUCAGCCAGCAAAGCCAACAGACAGAAAGUAGACAGAUCGGUUGGUAACAAGAGAUGUUAUAUAGAUCCCGUGGAGUGGGAGCGAGAAACGGCUAGUAUUUUGCGUUCAACAAUAUCGGUUCAAAAUAAAUUAUCGAAUAGGUCGAAUCUAGCCUCGACGACCUGCCUAGAAGAGCCUAGUCUUCCUCUUCGUCAGUCGAAAUCUGGCUCUAUUAAAUCACCAAUGGCUCCUCAAAGGUUGCGCAAAAACGUUGACGAUUCCGAUCCUAUCAAGAAAUUGAGCGCCAUUGGAAGGAAUAUUUGUAAGUUAAGAGAUGAAAACAGGACACAAGAAGGAAUUUCUUUGUCUAAAAGUUGUUCUUCUAUCUAUCCCUAUCGCGUCGUGAGCACACCAGUAAACAACGAACUGCGCAAUGCGAAAUAAACCACCAACUUUUCUAUUUUCUUGUCCCAAAUUAUAAGUGGUGUUCAAACCAUACAACUUUAUUCAUAUAAAUUACAUACAUUCUUUCUGAAUAAGCUUUACCUAAGAUUUUGUAUUUGCUAUCGAAUUUUGUUGACAAAUGCAUUAAGUUGAUAAGAUCCACUAACUUUAUAUGGGGCAGAAAAUAUUUAAUGAGCUAUCAUGAAUGCGGAUUUGCGUGACAAGCCGCCGACACGCCGCCAGUGCGUUUGUUUUAUUGAAAACACGCAGUGUUGUAAAAUGUUUGGCUUCGUAUAAGAGUGAAUAUUUAACUACUCAUAUUUUUCUGGCUGUUAAAUUUUUAAAUUCUAUCCAAGAAAUUACAUUAUUUUUAGUGAUAAGAUGAUUUUCUUUCAGUUUCAGGUCCUCCUUCCAAUCCCGACUCCUCACCCCAUCUCCCAAGAUUGACUUAAUUGUAAAAGUAAAGGAAAUCGGUUGUAUUACA
Messenger RNA from Plodia interpunctella (Indianmeal moth), 3233 nucleotides. Its product is annotated as tubulin glycylase 3A-like. Gene Ontology annotation, biological process: cilium assembly; cilium movement; protein polyglycylation. The transcript is spliced from 11 exons. The record is from RefSeq and is a predicted model, not a curated record. Gene Ontology annotation, molecular function: protein-glycine ligase activity, initiating. Gene Ontology annotation, cellular component: axoneme; microtubule cytoskeleton. The coding region runs from base 193 to 2247 and encodes 684 amino acids. Lineage: Eukaryota; Metazoa; Arthropoda; Insecta; Lepidoptera; Pyralidae.